Messenger RNA from Ylistrum balloti, 1696 nucleotides. RefSeq lists its product as uncharacterized. Bases 80 to 1402 code for a protein of 440 amino acids. The record is from RefSeq and is a predicted model, not a curated record. NCBI's taxonomy places the organism in Eukaryota, Metazoa, Mollusca, Bivalvia, Pectinida, Pectinidae. The transcript has a single exon.
UGCAGUGUAAGACUCGGAACAUCACCAGUCCAUUCAUUUUCAUCCAACUCUACAUCCCGGUGUCAAGCCAGAUCUCAUUAUGGACCAGCCCUUAGAUCUAAGUCAGCGAGAAAAUACAGACAAUCCAACAACGAACAGAAUGGAAACUGAUGACGUCAUAUGUCCUUAUGUUAAUUGCACGUGUCCAUUAAGACACAUACCACCAAUGGACAUCCGUCGAUCUCCUCACUUCGGACAUUUGGGACAUAUUGGAAACGUAAUGACUCCAACCACGCGUGCACCUUUCGGGUAUCUUCCUGGAUUUUACACUGACGCAAUGUUAAUUGAACCAAAUGCAAUGUAUUUGAAUAAAAGGAAUCCAAAUAACAUCGUUAGUGACUGUCCAGGUAUGGGCCAUCCAAAGAGAAGAAAGGUUGAGGAGUGUAAAAACACUGUGUCAAAAUCGUGUGAUGACUCUUCAAAUUUAAAAACAUCUUUGUCGCCAAAGACACGUUUUUUUCGUCCAGGAUUUCCAACGGAAAACGGUGAAUCAUCUUUAUCAUCGCCGUUGUCAUCAUCCCCAACGCCAUCACUUUCAUCGUCGACAUCAUCAUUGUCGUCAUCGUAUUCUCCUUCAAGUAUAAAUUAUGAGAAAAAAGUCCAUCUUGAUGAAAAGAGUUUGGGGACACCUAAACGUGCGUCACCACCUGCCAUAAUUGAACCGAAUGACGUCAAUAUGGCUGAGGACAGUUCCGCAGUGAAUGAUAGUAUUUCAGUACAGCGUGAACGUAGCAAAACAUUUAGUUACAUGGAACGGCUACCUAAGAAACGAUUUGCUGGUCGUCUUUUGUCUCAGGAUACGUCACCUAACGGUCCAUUUAAUACUAACCAAUUACCGACCACCACAGCUGCAAGCUCUGAAACGAUGAAAUUGUUUAAAAGCAGUUCCGACUGUGACGUCACAACAGGAAACGAUAAGAAUCAGUCAAAUGAUGGACCAAAUAUGGACAUUCCGUCUCCUUCCGUUUCUCCCGUUGACAAGGAAACUCGUACAAAGGUAAAACCUAGUUAUGAUGUUUCUACUUUAAAAGCAGACAUGAUACGCGAAAUUGACGAAGCCGAAAAGCGGGAAAGAUGCCCUAGCAGGCAAAAGACGACAUAUAUAGGAUACGGAAGAAGUAGCCCUAAUGAAGCCAAGUUGGAGGACAAUGGAACGAAACUACGAGAUGACACUGCAGAAAAUCCCGGUGGAGUGCGCAUGACAGCACUAGAUUAUCUUAUAUCUAAAACCCUGUUACAGCGUGAGGACAGGCCUUAUAAGGCGAGAAAUCAUCAUAUACACCAAAUUAUACGCGGAGAAAAACCCGGUAAAUUGUGUUUAAUGGACAUUGUCGAGCUCCAAGUGGAAAUAGGUUUAGCAUGAGGUAUAUGUCUUAUUCAUGAUGGAUAUAGACAUGAAAUUACGCAAUAGAUAGGAAUCACAUUUAAUGUGCAUGUUAUACAGGAUGUUAUGAUUAAGACGAAUUCGAUCUUAGGGAUAUAAGUUUGGAUGUUCACGAAUAAUUGUCUGUGGUAGAAUGAUAUUUUCAUGGAAACUCAGUCUUAUACGACAAAACCCGAGAAAAAGCUUACUGGUCAGAUGAGACGGGCAAAGAUUUUACAGAAAUCAGAAUGAGAAAAUAUUAUACUUCCGGUAUAUAUAUUUGAUCAUAAGAAA